UUGUUCUCAAAUGGCUUCUUCGUUUUUGGCUGGAGUGCCAUUGUUUGAAUCUGCGCGCGAUCGCUCUCACGCUCAAAAGCUCGCGGGAUCGCUUCGCAGGCUGUUCACGCCGCUGAGCCUGAACACACUCUCAAGCUGGCUGCUCCAACUCGAGGCUCCGCAGGGCGCCAACUUGCUUGCAGUGCUGGGUCACGGAGAAGCAACUGGCAUUGCUGAGGCUGCUGCUGCAAAGGCCAAGCGUGGCUGGUUUGGCGCCAAGAGCACCACCUCGCCAAACAACCCGCACUCGGGCGAUUCAAGCUCAACGUCGUCAUCCUCGGACGAUAUCACAAACGACCCGAUCGGUGUCCUGCUGCUAGCUACAUUGUAUUUGAACGAGCUACAAGCCUCGCCGGGCAUCCAUGUCCGCGCACCAGAUGACAAUCUCGAGCUCGCUCUGCCUCAGAAUCAGAGUCCCCUCACACCCCCAGCCGCCAAUGUCGGCAUGAACACGGCGCAGAGCGAUGCUGCAGAGUCGCAAGAGCGGCAACCCAGCUGCAUCACCGAUCGCGCUGUCGUUGCCAUCCUCACUCGGCUCUUUCGGCUCGCGGAUGGAUUUGCCGCCGACAAACAGUUCAUUGGCGUGACCCAGACGCACCUUCACCAUCUAUCGUCUCUCGUCAUUUCCAAUAUUGCACUGGGUACAGAUGUGGUAACGAGCAUCGGAAAGAUCAUCUCGCGCGAUGGGCAGUUCCACAUUCGGCAUCUGCAGCUCUCAAACUGCGCGCUGCAGGACAGGCACGUCAGUAUCCUCGCCCAAGCCAUCAAGGAUUCUGCCGCGAGCUCGUCCGGUGGCUACCUGCAGUCGCUCGAUCUGGCAAACAACCGUAUCAAGCAAGCCGGCAUGGACUCACUCGGGGAGGCGCUGAAAAAGUCCAACAUUGUUUUCGUCCAACUCGCCGACAACCCGAGUCGUCCUUCGCCCGAAUUGCGCGAGAUUGUCAACAAUCGGUACUUUAACACAAUCCUCGAAGGCAUUGACAGGUCGUCGCCCGAUUUCCCGAGCAGCGACGUCAUCGUCUGCAGCGAGCAUGCCCUGACUCGCGCGAGCGUUGCUCGUCUCGCGGAGCGCAUUCCACGUCUGAGCACCCUGCUCCUGCCAUGGUGCGGCCUUUCUGGGAUUUUGGCGCCGCUGGCCCAGGUGCGUGCCACCGCUGACACCACUUCGUUGCUGCGAUUCGUCGACCUCUCGAGCAACGGCCUCGUGGACACGGACAUCAAUCACCUUGCUGGCAUGGUGCAGUUUGCCUCCGAGUCGCUCGUGGUGCUCAAGCUGGCACAAAACACGCUCCAGCUGCAGUCGUCGUGUGGCAAUUUUCUUCGCGCGCUCGCCCGCUGCCGGGGUUUGCAGCUCCUCGAUGUCUCUGGAAACGCGAUCGCCCUCGCAGGCGCAUGCAAUCUGAUUGCCGAUCUUGUGUCUGCGAGUAGUCUCACAGUCAAUCUUUGCGACAACGACCCCGAUCUCACACGUGAUGCCGUCACCCAGGCUGUCCCAAUUCCGUCCACGGCCACCCUGUUGUUCAAUCGCCGUGAUUUUUGCGGCCAAAGUAUGGCCGAUGCGCUGAGGCUGCGCUGCUCAACCGCGGUAGACUCGACCAACGUGUCUUUGAGCGUGCUUCCACUCGCCGUCAGCAGCGCGAUGCUUCCAGUCGAAUACGCACACUCGAAACUGGCCUUCCGCUCGGAACUGGGAGAUGAAGUGCGGUUUGUUUCCUCCGCAGUCCAGCUGGAUGGGCACUUGGCCCCCAAGCCAGGUGCAGCCACCAUCGAGGCAGCAGCAGGCAAUGCACUCCCUGCGGUCGACAGCCUGAUCGCUGGUAUCAACCGUGCUGAUGGCCUUGCAAUCAACCUGGACUGCUCUGGCUCUUCCGUAGAGCUGCUGGUGCGAAUUGCGUUGGCAUGCGAGUUGUCACGACGACACCUUCCCGUGUUUUGCCGAUGCGAAACGGAGGAUGCGCGCGCACAUCGUCGCAUCUCCAAGCCGAUCGCUCGUCAAGGGGCUCUGGUCCUUGAAGACGUGGUGUCUGCGGCGCCGUUACAGCAUCAGCAGCUCGGCAGCUACCUCUCGGCGACAUUUCGACAAGAAACACGCAAUCGUUCCUCGUUUGUUCCCCUGGAGACUGUGGAAUUCCAGCUCCGGCUGCUACGGCAGCACCUGUUUGGUCCGCUUGCGCCCUACGUUGGGGUCGACAGCGAUCGGUCGUCGUGGGCGCCCGCAUUGGAGCGUGCUCUCGACCAACUCGACUAUGCCACACGUGCCGCCACCGUUCCAGAAUGCAACCUGCACAUCCUUGCCGCGUUCGACUCGAGCGCUGAUGUGCUUGAUGCGGAGCAAAGUCGCGAAGCCGAAGCUGCCGUCAUGGGCGCCAACACCCCGAGCCAACUGUCCAGCGUCAUGCAGCGCGUCGCUAUUGGCGCGAAACACAGCCUUAUUGCCGCGCACACCAGCUUGCGACGGAGUGUCAACAAGCCGGUCGUUUUGUUGAUGAGCGAGUCGGGCCAAGGCAAGUCAGCGCUCGCCAGCAUUUUCGGAGCCGAUGUCCGAGCCAUUGCGUCGCACGUGCCGCACGGCGAUACCAACUUUCGGGUUUGGCAUCUUCCCGCUCUCACCGUCAUCGACACGAUGGGUCUGGAGGCCGGCAGCUCGGCGAUUAUCGAGUUUGACAAGAAGCUCGAUGCGCUCAUGGGCGGUGCCGAUUUCCAGAGUGAUCAAUCCCGGGUGCAUGUUGUUUGGUUUGUCGUGGAGGCUAAAACGCGCUUCUUUUCGACCGGGUGCGCGCGUCGACUUGCCCAGCUCAAAGACCGCAAGUCCAACACGCCCAUCCCGGCCAUUCUUGUCGUGAGCAAAUGCGACGAGCAUGUCAGCCGACCGGGUGAGCCGCAUGUCUUUGAAAGCUUCUGGAAGCAUCUCCCAAAGACCAUGGACGACGAGUACAAGCGGUGCAUCGCCCAGGGCCAAGACGCAGAGCCAUACCCGCCCAACAUUAAAAAGAUUCUACCAUUCACCAUCUAUGAUCGCGCAACAGCCGACUUGGCAGCUCGUGAGCACCACAGCACUGACCCUAGCCUGCUGGAUGCGGCACGGGCGUUGAGCACUGCUGGUGGCGCGCAACAGCCCAGCAAUCCGGACGCAGCCGAUGGUGCAGACGCCGCCACCAAAGUUCUGUGUCCCACCUGCGGAAGUGACACUGAAGAAAUGCUCGAUGAUCAAGGCUUGUGGAUUUCCGUCUGCACUGUUGACGACGAGCACGAAGUCGUCUCCAAGUCUGCUGCUGCUGAUGCUGAUGCCUCGAUCACGUCCCUUGAUUCAACGCCCUCGGACUUGCCGCCACCCUCCUCUGGAACAGUCGCUGAUUACAGCCGCGAAGAAUGCACCCAAAAGCUGGUGGAGGAGACGCUGCGCUUGCUUGAUUCUUCUUUGCACACAGCGUUCAUUGCUUCUCAAACGUCGCAUCUUGCCCUGAAAGAGCGUGCCUGCUACGCGCUGAUCUGGCGUACCAUUUGUCUGCUCGGCCAUCAACGCGAGCGCACUGUCGCCGAAGUCCAGGCCCAGCUGAGCAAGUUGCUGACCAACAUUUUGCUGAUCUGGAAGGUGAACAUUAAGCUUCACGACCAGUUCUUCCACGACUUGUACGACCUCGUUUCUGCGGACAACAAACUGGGCUGGAUGCAUCGCAAUGUGUGGUCGCCAGUCCACAUUGCCCACCGCAUUGGCUCGCUUGGUCUGACGUGGAAUCACAAGCUCAAAGCGCAGCGGGCCACAGCUCUCGCUGCCGUCCGGGACCCAACAGCAACUGGACAACAAGCCCAUGCACCACAACCAUCACAGCCACAACAAGCGCAAAGUCCUUCCGAGUCCGAGUCCGACACUGCCUCGACACCGCAAACCCCGAAUCUGGGAGCUGCGGAUGAUCACGACUCGAUUGAGCGCAUUCUGCAGGAUAUGCUCUGCUGCAAGUCGCUCUACCCUCGUCUCGACGAAGCAGUCCGAGUUGCCAUGCUCGCCACCCAAUCCAAGUUCCCGUCUGCCAACGAGGUCGGCCCAGCACUCACAACGCUGCAGGACAAUCAAGCGCAGGACUUUGCUGCGCGUGUGCAGGACCGCGUGAGCCAGUUGCUUGCCGAGCACUCUAAAGUUGACACGCAGCUCACCUAUCUGCAACAAGACCUGACAUCGUAUUUGAGACGCAAGCGGCAGGGUCAUCCGCAAGACUUUUUCGCCUCGCUCGACCGGCGCUGCCCUCUCCUGAGCGCCGAGGAAAUUCUUCACGCGCUGUCGCAACACAUUAGCCCGUCUGGCAAAGAGACUGGGCGCUCAAUCCUGUCUCUCGUGCUGUACUGGCGGCAGACGUGGCGAGGGCGCCCGUCCAUGGGACGUCAGGAAGUCAUCCAGAGUUCCUUUUACGACUUUUGGGACGAGUGCCGCAGAGCAUUUGCCAGCGAGUCAGAGUUGUUGGAGAUGGUGAAUGUUGGUGUUGCUGGCGAGGAGCCCGUCGUUCCUUCACCAAUGUAAAAAAAACAAGAGGGUCGCCUACGAAGACU
Capsaspora owczarzaki ATCC 30864 is the source of this 4581-nucleotide messenger RNA. RefSeq lists its product as hypothetical. The record is from RefSeq and is a predicted model, not a curated record. Bases 11 to 4552 code for a protein of 1513 amino acids. The transcript is spliced from 2 exons. Gene Ontology annotation, biological process: nucleocytoplasmic transport; activation of GTPase activity. Lineage: Eukaryota; Filasterea; Ministeriida; Capsasporidae. Gene Ontology annotation, molecular function: small GTPase binding; GTPase activator activity. Gene Ontology annotation, cellular component: cytosol; perinuclear region of cytoplasm; nucleus.